Messenger RNA from Dictyostelium purpureum, 3009 nucleotides. RefSeq lists its product as uncharacterized. Gene Ontology annotation, cellular component: eukaryotic translation initiation factor 3 complex. Lineage: Eukaryota; Evosea; Eumycetozoa; Dictyosteliales; Dictyosteliaceae. Bases 301 to 2802 code for a protein of 833 amino acids. The transcript is spliced from 3 exons. Gene Ontology annotation, biological process: translational initiation. Gene Ontology annotation, molecular function: translation initiation factor activity; RNA binding; translation initiation factor binding. The record is from RefSeq and is a predicted model, not a curated record.
GUUCAAUAAAAUAUUUUCUUUUUAAUUGUUAACUAAAAAAAAACUUAAUUUGCUUUUUUUUUAGAUUUAUUUAAUAAACUUUUUUUCAGAUUUAUUCAGAAAAAAAACCAAUUAAAAGAAAAAAAUCAAAUCGUAAUUCAAUCAGAAGAAAUUCAAAUUGAAAACAAGAAGAGAUAAUAUAAUUCUAUUAUAUACAAUUAGAUUGAUUGAAAGCAAAAGUCAAGUCAAGCGAUUAAACUAUCAAAUUUAAAGACACAUUUACAUUAAUUUAAUAUUUGGGUUUAUAUAAACAAAUAAAAGAUGUCACGUUUUUUUAGACAAGGUUCAUCAUCUGAAUCAGAAGGUGAAAGUUCAUCAGAUUCAGAUGUUCCAACACAAAAGAAAACAACUCGUUAUGUUUCAUCAUCAGAAGACGAAGUUGAGGAAAAAAGAAUUGUAUUAUCAGCAAAAGAUAAACUUUGGAGCCAAUAUGACGAAAUUUUAAGAAAAGUUAAAAAUGCUCUUAAAACCAACGAUUGGGUUACAGUUUCAUCAGAAUUUGAUAUUAUUACAAAAUUAAUUACAAACAACAAAAAUAUUAGAAUUAUUGAAAAAGAUGGUUUCCCACCAUCAUUUGUUAAAGUAUUAUUUUUAAUUCAAGUUAGUCACAGAGAUUUAUCAGCAGAACAAAAAAAGAAAUUACAUGCAAAUAAUAAUAAAGCUUAUAAUAGUAUUAAACAAAAAUUAAAAAAAACAUGUGAUCUUUACAGCAAAGAAUUAAAACCAUAUCACGAUAAUCCAGCUUUAGCCAACGACUCUGCUGACACUAAAGGUAAUAAUAGUGAAGACGAUGAAUCAGAAGAAGAAUCCGAAGAGGAAAGUGAAACAGAAUCAGAAGAAAGUGACAGUGAAGAUGAAAAACCAAAGAAGAAACCAGUUAAACCAACUCCAGCUUCAACUAAAAAAUCAUCAUUCUUUAAGAAAACAGCUGCUGCUGAUUCAUCAGAAUCUGAAGAAUCUGAUAAAAAAUUAACUCAAGAACAAGUUAUGAAAAAAGUUAAAGAAGUUAUUGCUGCUAGAGGUAAAUUAAAGACUGAUCCAGUUAAACAAAUUCAACAACUCGAAUAUCUUUAUUCUUUAAUUCAAGGCGAAAAAGAAACCUUUGUUGUUCUUUACCAAUUAAUUGCUGCUCAAUUUGAUACUGCUAGUGUAAAAGUUGCUCUUGCCAUUCCAACCUGGACCAAAGUUGCUGAAGGUAUUAAAAAACUUUUAGAAAUCCUUAGAAAGAAUCCAAACUUUGUUUUAGCACUCGAACACCAAGAACCAGAAGUCCAAAAAGGUCAAGUUGUUGUUCAUGGUAAUCUUUUAGCUUUAUUUGAAAUGUUAGACGAUGAAUUCUCAAAGAGUCUUCAAUCUAUCAAUUAUCCAACCAAAGAAUAUUUAGACCGUCUUCAAGAUGAACAAGUUAUUUUAGAUUUAGGUUCUGAACUUCAACAAUACUACGAACAAGCCAAAAAUACCGAAUCUGCUGCUAAAAUUGCUAUUCGUCGUAUUGAACACAUUUAUUAUAAAUCAAGCAACCUCAAGAAUACCAUUGUUCCAAACACAAUGUCAUUAGAUGAACAAACUCAAUUAAUGAGCAAACUCUCAUCAUUCAUUUACAAAUUUGGUGAUGAACGUCUCAAUGCUAGAACUAUUCUUUGUAAUAUCUAUUUCAGUGCCAUCAAUAAUAAAUUCCACGAAGCUCGUGAUUUAAUGCUUAUGAGCCAUCUCCAAGAUAACCCAACUCUUAUGGAUGUUUCAACUCAAAUUCUUUUCAAUCGUGCUAUGGUCCAAUUAGGUCUUUGCGCUUUCCGUAGUGGUCAUAUUGCUGAAGCCCAACAAUGUGUUGUUGAAUUCUCUGGUCUCCGUAAAGAUCUUUUAGCUCAAGGUCUUUCAGUUCAAAGUAAAACCGUUGAAAAAGAUACCGUCCGUGAACUCGAAGAAACUACUCGUAUGCUUCCAGCUCAUAUGUGGAUCCCAAUCGAUUUAAUCGAAACUGUUAAUUUAAUCUCUGGUAUGUUAAUUGCUGUUCCACAAAAUGCUUAUCGUCCAUUUGACAAUAAAUUCAAAACUUGUAAAUUCUAUCAACGUCACAUGGAUAGUGUUGACCGUCAAAUUUUCAUUGCUCCAUCAGAAACCAGCAAAGAUAUCAUCUACCAAGCUAGUAAAGCCCUUUCCGCUGGUGACUGGCAACAAUGUGUUGAACACGUCAACACUCUUCGUUUCUGGAGCUCCAUUCCAGAACCAGAAUUAGUUCGUGAAAAACUUACUCGUAUCAUUCAAGAGGUCUCAUUAAAAACUUUCUUAUUUACCUAUUCAACUUCAUAUGAUUCAAUUCUCAUCGCCGAAUUAGCUGAUCGUUUCCAAUUACCAAAGGCUCACGUUCACUCAAUUGUCGCUAAAAUGAUGGUUAAUCACGAAAUUUCAGCUUCAAUGGAACACUCAACCGAAUCAAUUACCUUCCGUGCCGAACAAACUAAAUUCCAAUACCUCGCUUUACAUUAUUCAGAAUCUUUAGUCGAUUUCGUUGAACAAAACGAACGUAUUUAUGAUGUUAAAUUUGGUACUUCCUACAGAAAGAAAGGUGAUAAUGAACACUUACAAAUGGGUCACCAACAACACCACGGUCACCACCACUAUCACCAUGGUCAACAACAUCACAACCAACAACAUCACGGCCAACAACACCAACAACAACAAUCACAACAACAACACCAACAAAAAAAACAACAACAUCAACAAAAAGGUAAAAAGAAACAAAACCCAUUAGUUGUUAAUUAAAUAAUAAUUUAAUAAUUUUUAUUUAUAAAAAAAAAAAAAUCAAAAAAUAAUUUAAUCAAUAACAAAUAAUAACUACACCACUUUAUAUAUACACAUAAAUAAUUUAAAUUUUUUUUCUUUUUAAAACAAAAAAAAAAAAAAGAUAUAUUAAAACAAAAAAAAAAUGAAAAAAAAAAUAAAAUAAAAAAAAUUAUAAAAAAAAACAUU